CCAUUUCACUUAGAUUUGUUUACCCACAACCGAAAGACCAUCUUCUCCCUUUCCUGGUGAAACCUGAUUAGAGCAAGUGGAUUGGCCAAUUUGGAUCUUGGCCAUCUUGGAGAAAAUUGGGGUGGGUUGACUAGAAAUCGAUAUAUAUUUGAAAAAUAUAAUUUUCAUUGAAAGAUUAUAGAUUAUUGUGCUAUUCUUGCAAAUGGUUUUCCUUUUAUAUGUAAUAAAAUUUGUAUUCUUUCAUGCAUUAGAAAGGAGGCAGGCAGAAGCAGCCCGCAUCAGAGAGAAGUAUCCUGAUAGAAUACCAGUAAUUAUUGAGAGGGCUGAGAAGAGUGAUGUGCCUGACAUUGAUAAGAAAAAUCUCAAAACUUGUAGGUUAUUGAUUCCAGUGGAUUUAACUAAUGAAGAUUUAUAUAUACUUGCUGAAGAAAUGCUUCCACAUGAUGGUGCUUUGAGGGGUAGGAUGGCUAGUAUUUAUAUCAAUGGUUUUGGUAUCAUGUCAAACCAUGCUGUAGUAGGGAUCAUUUCCGAUUGAAAAUGACAAUGAUGUCUUUAUAGUAGAUGUAUUUGUAGACAAUGUUUCUAGAAUUUCAGAAUUUGAGAUUGAUGUGCUUUAAAUUAAUUUAGCAAUCUACUGUCUGUUGACAUGAACUUUAGUUGCCAUAAUUUAGCAAUCAUAUUCUUUGGUGACCUCUGCUGUAAUUAUUCAAUGAUAAAUUGGUUUUCUGGUUUGAGGAAUUGCAGAUGCUAAUUAAUGCUUAAAUAACUCUUUAUUGUAACAUGAUUUACUUUUUAAAUUUUGAAUACUAAUUCUGCAUUUCAAACCUUGAACAUGCUACUCUGGAUGAAUUCAGGUAUCUGGUUCUUGUUGACCUGACUGUUGGACAAUUUGUCUAUGUUGUCCGGAAGGGGAUUAAGCUCAGUCCUGAGAAGGCCAUCUUCAUUUUUGUCAAGAACAUUUUGCCACCCACUGCUACUAUGAUGUCUGCUAUUUAUGAGGAAAACAAGGAUGAAGAUGGUCUUGAAGAAGAAAGAAUCAAGAGUUGCAGAGGAUUUAGGGUUAAAGGGGAAAAGGAAAGAGAGAGUGAAGUGAAGUAGAUUCUAGAAGGGGAGUCUGCAUGGAUAAAGAGAAAGACAAUGACAUGUGCGGCCUGUUUUUUCCAUAUAAGCAUGUGAAAAUUAAAAAUGGUAAUUGUUG
Messenger RNA from Rubroshorea leprosula, 1198 nucleotides. The record is from the annotation of a GenBank genome assembly. Lineage: Eukaryota; Viridiplantae; Streptophyta; Magnoliopsida; Malvales; Dipterocarpaceae.